AUGGCCGUCACCAACAAACGUUGGCGACUACUGUGGUCGGAGAAGACUUACACAUUAUCAGAGGUUAUUCAGGAUCUCGGCAUCCCUGUUUUGGUUAAAAUUGAUGAAGGUAUAUAUGAAUUAACCGACGAUAGAUUUACACACGGGGAUUUACUCCAAAUACAUCUCAAAAAGACAGUAACAAAGGUCUUAGGUUGUGAAUCAAAACAGAAAGGAGCUCUCGCAGAUAAUGAAAUUAGUAUACCUGUCGGAUACAAACGAGGCCUGACCGUUUAUCGUCGUGAUGCCGGACACAAAGUAUACCAAACCGUACGUGAACUGCAGAAGGAGGUCCCGAGGUACGUACGAUUAAUAGAUGACUUUGCAGACAAACGCGGUUAUACCAUCAAUGCUAAAUCUGAUAUUGAACUUACGCGUACGGAGAAGAGAGACGGACUGUCAUGUCUGUGUGAUGGUUACAGUUACACUCUAGGUCUCACACAAUCGAUCAGAUGCCUUCUGCUAUCGGACAAUACAGAAUACACCAUUCAAGAGUUGAUUGAUAGGUACCCACUACCACAGACUGUGCAGUUUUCUAACUUAGAAUCACCAAACCAACCAAGCUUUGGUUAUACAGGAAUGAAAAACAUUUCUCUGGAAGGAAAAAUGAUAGAAAUAAAAAGUAUCAAAGAGCAGGAAGUUUUGGUUUGCACUCUGAAACCGUCUGUCAAAACACCGAAGAAUGCAAUGGACAAAAGUGUUGUUAUUCCAGUUGACAGUGUCGUCAUGUCACAGCUUCAGGUGAAAAUUCCUCAGGAGCCCGAAGCCUCCACCUAUGGAGUAGUACUGGCCCAGACUAACCCAAACACGGACCACGCUAUUGCUGCUGUUGAAGAAACUAUAGAUACUGUAAUUUAUCCAAAGGUGUUAUUCAUUCCACAUCAAAUUGUCAAGCCUACAUUACCAAAAAGACCAGAACGACGAAAACCCAAACCGCUACCAAACGUAAAACCCAAAGUAGGACUAACCAAGACAGAUGACAAUAACGAGGAUGAUAGUGACUACGAACCUGUUGGUCAACCAACUGUGACAUCUAAGCUUGAUCACAAGACCAAAAAACCAACAUUAGAGAGUAGAACUAAGAAACAUGGCAGCAAACCACCAAGUUUGGAUGAGUUGAAUAAUCCUUCGUUAUACUCUACAAAGCCAUCAGGCGUGGAAUACGAAGAUGAAGAUGAUCAUACUUAUGAUGACAUAGAUGAAUUGGCAAAAACCAUAAAAACAGGUCGUAGAAGCAAAUCCGAAUCUGAUAAAGUUGAAAAUAUCGCAUCCAAAGUACCAAUGGUAUUCAGGGACGGUUUGAAAAAGGUUCACAAUGAACUGAUGAAUUAUGUUAAGCGGAAAACAGUUAACCAAGAAACUGCGGAGAGACAUAAGCCUGCAGUGACACCACGACUGGAGAAAAGGAAAAGUUUUUCCACAACAAAGGCCAACGGUAAAACUCCAGCGAAAGAUGCAACUGACGCGGCUAAAGAGGGGAUGGCGAUGAAGGCCAAGAAAAAAAUUGGAGAAAUGAAGAGAAUGUUAUUACCAGACAAGAAAGCAAUGCCAUUCUCUCCAGUGCCGGAAGAUUCUAUUGAGCCUAUAGACAUCUUCUCCGCUCUGAAUUCAAAGGACCUUGCUGGAUAUUUACGACGCUGUGGUUUACAAGACAUGGCUGACAUAGUAGAAAAAGAGGCACUGGAUGGCAAAAUUCUCAAAGAUGUCACAAAUGACGAUCUUAACAACAUCUUCGGUCUCAAUAAAUUUCAAGUCUUGAAAUUCCAGAAAAUGCGAGAUUACGGAUGGGAACCGAAUGCGAAUGAUUAAUAACAAACAUUGUUACUUUUAUUGUGCUCCUAAUACCGUUUUUCUGCCAUGUAAGUUUAUAGAUCUGAGGUUUGACUCGCA
This is a messenger RNA of Ylistrum balloti, 1929 nucleotides long. RefSeq lists its product as uncharacterized. Bases 1 to 1848 code for a protein of 615 amino acids. The transcript is spliced from 9 exons. The record is from RefSeq and is a predicted model, not a curated record. Lineage: Eukaryota; Metazoa; Mollusca; Bivalvia; Pectinida; Pectinidae.